CAAAUCUCUCAAAAUUUGACUCUUUUGUUAUGAAGCUUUUCAGGCCUUUCUCCUCGCGUUUACCCCAUCACUCCCUUUCCCUUUAUCCCUUGUCUGCAAUCUGAUUCAAUUAUUGCAGUGGGGGACUUCCAAAAAAAGUUGGAUUUAAUCCAAUAUUCCAAAUUUCAUAUGUAAUUGCAAUCUGGGUUUUGGCCUGAUAAAAUCUUCCAUCUUGUUUUAAGUUAUUCGUCCCCUGUGCGUGGUUGCUGCUAUACGAGAUCUAAAAACGAGUGUUUUGCUCUUUGCUGGCAUUAACGUUCAAUGCUAGAAUUAUGGCUCCUGGUGGUGGUGGAAUCUGCAAAGAGAUGAUCGAGUCCCGUCUCACGUUUGCCGAUUACGAUAUGGUGACUUCGAGUGCGGAUUUAAGAGGUUCCCCUUUAAGAAAAGCUGCAACUGGUUUAUGUGGAAAACUGGGAUCGUCAUCGAUCAACGAUGUCCAUGAACUACUCGAGUGUCCCGUUUGCGUAAAUUUUAUGUAUCCUCCAAUUUACCAGUGUCCCAAUGGUCACACCGUUUGCUCGAAAUGCAAGACUAGAGUUCACAACUGUUGCCCAACUUGCCGAAAUGAGCUGGGAAAUAUAAGGUGUUUGGCUCUGGAGAAAGUAGCCGAGUCACUGGAACUUCCCUGCGGAUACCAGAUUCUGGGUUGUCAUGAUAUUUUCCCAUACUACAGCAAGCUCAAGCACGAAAAAAACUGCAGGUAUCGUCCGUAUAAUUGCCCGUAUGCUGGAGCUGAAUGCUCUAUCACUGGUGAUAUUCCUUUCAUAGUCAUACAUCUCAAUAAUGAUCACAAGGUCGACAUGCAUGACGGAUGUACUUUCAACCACCGAUACGUCAAAUCCAACCCCCACGAAGUAGAAAAUGCCACGUGGAUGUUAACUGUUUUCAAUUGUUUUGGACGACAAUUUUGUUUGCACUUUGAGGCUUUCCACAUAGGAAUGGCACCGGUUUACAUGGCAUUCCUGCGGUUCAUGGGCGAUGAAGACGAGGCAAGACAAUUUAGUUAUAGUCUGGAAGUUGGCGGGAGUGGCAGAAAGCUUAUGUGGCAAGGGGUGCCUAGAAGCAUUCGUGAUAGUCACCGGAAAGUUCGUGAUAGUCAAGACGGACUUAUCAUUAAACGGAAACUGGCACUCUUCUUCUCAGGUGGUGACAGACAGGAACUGAAGCUGAAAGUGGCUGGCCGUAUUUGGAAAGAACAAUGAGACAAGUCCAGAAUUGAAAGCCGAUAUAUAUAUAUGUUUGUGGUAUAUUUUUCUGUAAAUUUUGUAGAUAAAGAUAUCACAUUGUGAGGGAAACUAUGGGGUUUAUUUAUGAUAUUUAAGCGGAAUACGAAUUUGCAGAAACUGAGAGAUACAAUGGAACAUAAUUAUAGAAGAAAAAAUUCUAUAAAAAUAUUGAACUUAAAAAUCA
Messenger RNA from Hibiscus syriacus, 1449 nucleotides. RefSeq names its product E3 ubiquitin-protein ligase SINAT2-like. The record is from RefSeq and is a predicted model, not a curated record. Gene Ontology annotation, molecular function: protein binding; ubiquitin protein ligase activity; zinc ion binding. Gene Ontology annotation, cellular component: cytoplasm. The transcript is spliced from 5 exons. Gene Ontology annotation, biological process: ubiquitin-dependent protein catabolic process; multicellular organism development. NCBI's taxonomy places the organism in Eukaryota, Viridiplantae, Streptophyta, Magnoliopsida, Malvales, Malvaceae. The coding region runs from base 312 to 1241 and encodes 309 amino acids.